Messenger RNA from Zootoca vivipara (common lizard), 13591 nucleotides. The record is from RefSeq and is a predicted model, not a curated record. NCBI's taxonomy places the organism in Eukaryota, Metazoa, Chordata, Lepidosauria, Squamata, Lacertidae.
GGGGCGGUGCCGGCACGGGGCCCGCCUCCCCGGGUUCAGGCCGAGGGGCCGCCGCCGGACCAAGGGAGCGCCAAGGGAAGGGGAGCGCGAUCGCCCGCCUGCGUGCCGGCGCCUUGCCGCCGCCGCCGCCGCCUUCCCCGCGAUGCCCGUCGGGGCCUCCCCGUCGGCCAAGACCCGCUACAGCCUGGUGGACGACCGGCACGACCUGCGCGUCCCGCUGCACAACGACGACGCCUUCCAGCACGGCAUCGCCUUCGAGGCCAAGUAUAUUGGCAGCCUAGAUGUACCCCGGCCAAACAGCAGGGUGGAGAUUGUCACAGCCAUGAGACGCAUUAGGUACGAGUUCAAAGCCAAAAGUAUAAAGAAGAAGAAGGUCACUCUCAUGGUGUCUGUGGACGGCGUGAAGGUGCUGCUGAAGAAAAAGAAGAAGAAGAAGAAGAAAGAGUGGGACUGGGACGAGAGCAAACUGCUGGUGAUGCACGACCCGAUCUACAGGAUAUUCUACGUGUCCCACGAUUCCCAGGACCUGAAGAUCUUCAGCUACAUUGCCAGGGAUGGCUCCAGCAACGUCUUCCGUUGCAAUGUCUUCAAGUCGAAGAAGAAGAGUCAGGCCAUGCGCAUUGUCCGAACUGUGGGGCAAGCGUUUGAGGUCUGCCACAAGCUGAGCCUGCAGCAUACUCACCAGAACGCGGACGGCCAAGAGGACAGCCAGAGCGAGAAGGGCAGAGAAGACCCGGAGGCGCCAGCCUUGCCUGAAGCCGAGCCGGUUGUUGUCGCUGAGGAAACGGACAUUGAUGCUGUGGACUCUAGUUUGCCGGGGAGGCACCACUUGGAGUUCAACAGAGGAGUGACAGACCUUGAUGCUGUCGGGGGAGAGCUGCCUGGCUUGCUUUGCACCAAGGGCUUGCUCCACAAUGAGGACAUCCUGGCGGCUUCCCCCGAGAUGCUGCUCCCUUCUUCUUCUUCUUCUGCCCAGCUGCCUGAGCCAGGGACCCCUCUCUCUGCUCACCACCAAAGGGAGCUUCUGCAUCGGCUCUUGCAGCAGCAGACACAGCAGACGCAAGUGGCCGUGUCCCAGGUGCACCUGCUGAAGGACCAGCUGGCAACAGAGGCCGCUGCCCGCCUUGAGGCCCAAGCCCGAGUGCACCAGCUCCUGCUGCAGAAUAAGGACCUCCUGCAACAUAUUUCGCUUCUGGUGAAGCAGGUGCAAGAACUAGAGGCAAAGCUGUUGGGAUCCAACCCCAGAGGCUCUCAGGACAGCUUGCUGGAAAUCACCUUCCGCCCCGGCGGGCUGCCCGUUCUGUGCGACCCCAGCACCCCUAUGCCCGAGGACACUCGCCCGCUCCAGCUCCACCCCAGCUUCUCCAACGCUGCCGAUCCCCUGGCCAGUCCUUUAGGUAGGAGCAACUGCCUGGCGAAGCUGGAAUGUUUCUGCUUCCUCCCCAGCGACGGCCCUCCCUUGGGCAGCUUGGAGCUCCUCAAGUUCCGUGAGUCGGGGAUCGCCUCAGAGUACGAGUCCAACACGGACGACAGCGAGGAGUGGGACUCGUGGGGCCAGGAGGAAGCGCUUCGCCUGCUCAGUGUCCUCAACAAGCAGGGCCUGGGAGAUAGCUUGGAUGAAGAGGUUGCCAUUUAAGAGGAGGCAGAGAUCUCAGGCCCGUGGCAAGCGACAGGGGAGGAGAGGGGGGGGGCUCAGGCCUCCUUGCAAACAGGCCGGGGAAAGCCUGCUUCUCUGUUUUUCUGUGUCUUGGUACCUGAAAGUCGGGAGGAGGGUGACGGUUUUCCUCCUGAAGGCAAUAGCCGCUUUCCGGGAUGCCCAAAGGUCUCAGGAAUUGUUUUCAUUUGUUUAAGUGCCGCAUUGCACCACCCAAAAGCGGUACUGGGUGCAAAUGACAGCAUCUUGAGGAUCCUUAUCUUCCUUUUAGAAAAGCUGAAAAGGUGGUUGUGAAAGAGUGUCGGCAGUUCCUGGGGAAACCUUAAAAAGCCAGCAGUGAGUGUGUGCAGUGUCCAGGUGUUGCUUCAUAACACUUCCCCCCCUCUCCCCAAAAGACGUAUUAGAAGCUGGAUAAAUUAUGCAAAUCUAGCAAGGACCUGCAAGUUUGCCUCUUUUGCAUCAUGCAUACAGAUGGCAGAAUUCAGAAGGGCCUUUUUUUGUACCUAGUGGGUUAGCUUCGGCUACUAAGUCGCAUCUGCAAUAGCCCUGCAGGGGGAUUUCCUCUCCUCCUCCCUUGCUGCCUUCCUUCCAUAUUUAGGAUUAUCCCUAGUCAGCUUCCAGACAGGACCAAUAGCCUUAUGUUUCUGCGAACCUCUGAAAGAAACAGUUCAAUUAAUUCAUGGGUUGUCUGUGGAUAAAUGAUCGAACCUUGGUUGGAAUUUGUGUUAGAACUGGCGGACCUGAGAACUUCCACAGUUUUUGAAUCCCGUAGAAAUUAUUGACGCGGCAGCCUCAGUUCCAGAAGCAUAAGUCGUACUCUUUGGUCGUAACUCUGGCACCUUAGUCCUCUGAGCGUAUAACUGCAGGAACACAGGGGCUGGUUCCUUAUGGAAGCAACUCCACAAAGGAGGCCUAUAUGUCUGAAAGCUCAGGCUGCCUCUGCGUUCGUCCCAAAAAUCUCUUUGGCGAGUCAGAGCUACAGUUGUGCUUGGAACUGGGCACCGGAAAAGUUAGAGUUUCUUUGUCUAAACUCAGAAAGUGGCUCAGUUCUUUCUAAGUAAAUUCCAAGGGUGCGGAAUGGGUGGGUGAGAGGCAGAGGAAAGACUACAUAUGUUCCUCUCUAGCUUGGAUUUGAACCUGAGCCAGAGAAGAACUUUUGGGGGGUUGCAAUGCAUGUUUUGUAUGGAGGCAAGCGUUAUUAUUUGUUCUCUGAGAUGCACUCGGGCAACGUUUGGAGUCAUCAGUAGUUAAGCAUUCCAUUGGCUCCGUGUUCUGACCGUCCUUUGGGAAGCAGCAUCUCAGCCCUGGCCUUCCGUUACCCAGGUUGUCUUCCCCACGUGGGACAUGGCCUUUCCUGUCCCGCUUUCUCUUUUGUGGCUUUUUGAGGGAUAGGGUGAGCGGCAUACCGCAAGCGAGAGAGGUCCAGGUUUUUUAGUUUUAACUUAAGACACAAAAGAAUCCUAAAGGAGCUUCUGUGUUCAGAAUACGUUUUGCAAAACGGACUUCUCACUUUCAGGGAGCUGUUGAGUAAAAUAACAGGGCGGCUUCUUAAGGGUCCCUGCGCAGCAUAAACUGAACUAGAACUCGGUUGUGCGAGACAGCAGAUGCAUUCAAAGUGUUGGUGCUGACCUUUAAAGCCCUAAAUGGCCUCGGUCCAGUAUACCAGAAAGAGCGUCUCCACCUCCAUCAUUCUGCCGGGACACUGAGGUCCAGCACCGAGGGCCUUCUGGCGGUUCCCUCGUUGCGAGAAGCCAAGUUGCAGGGGACCAGGCAGAGGGCCUUCUCGGUGGUGGCGCCUGCCCUGUGGAACGCCCUCCCAACAGAUGUCAAAAAGGAAAACAACUACCAGACUUUUAGAAGACAUCUGAAGGCAGCCCUGUUCAGGGAGGCUUUUAAUGUUUAAUAGAUUGUUGUGUUUUAUUCUUCUGUUGGAAGCCGCCCAGAGUGGCUGGGGAGACCCGGCCAGAUGGGCAGGGUAUAAAUAUAUUAUUAUUAUUAUUAUUAUUAUUAUUAUUAUUAUUAUUAUUAUUAUUAUUUCAAUCUCUGAGGACUGGCCCAUAUUAUGACUGGCAGCUAGAAGAAGCAUCAGUGCCCCCUCUUCCUUCUAGCUCUUACCCAGACCAGAAGCUACAGCAAGGGUCUGCUGCCCUCUUAAUACUGCCUUGAAGAAGCAUCAUGUGCUCAGAAACAUUCUGGGAUUGUUGGGCUUUUGCUCAGUUUUGACCAUUUCCAUAGCUCGAAUUUUGUGCUAUUCUCCUGCUGCCGCUGCAGACUUUUGCCGUUAUUUAAUUUGCAGGCCAUUCCCUAGGCUUGUGAGGAACGAUCGCUUCUGGCCUUCCCUGUUGGGGAGCAUAAGGCAGGCACCAAAGGAAGAUUUCCUAUUAAUAUUUGCCAGGGCGUUCUGCAAAUCCUCCCAAGGAUCUGCUUGCAAACAAGGGUCAUGGGAUGUAGUUGGAGGAAUGAACAGGGAGAGAGGGGAGAGGGACGGCUGCACAGGGAGGCAUGUUGCGUUUAACUGAUGUGCAGUUCUUUCUCAUUAAGCAAAUUGGAUUAUUUGUUUUUGUUUUUAUUCCGUGGGUGAUUGUUAUGCAAAACUACUGAAAAUAGAAUUGGGGAAGGCAGUUUUCACAUAACGUCCACAGGAUUCCACCUGCGUCUGCAAGGCGAGACCUUUCUUUUGUGGCUGCUCUCCACCCUUUCUUUCCACCCCUGGUUCAGAUGAAGCAAUGCAAAUGCGACAAAAGCCAUUGAACAAGCUGCGUCCCUUCCCCUCUCUUGCGCAACUUCAGCAAAGCUUUCUUGGUUUCCUGUGGCAUAUCCAGGUUUGGAGGGAGGGGGGCCCUUAAGCUACUGUUUCCUGCAAGAGGGAAACGGCACAUGGCUCGGUCUUAGGUUGAGAAGCCACGGUUUAUCUGACCAGGAUUGUUACAUCUGGAGCUAGUUUAUGUCUGCCACUUAAGAGCCAGUGUGUUGUAGGGGUUAAAAGCGGUAAUCUGGUGAACCGGGUUUGCUUCCCCACUCCUCCACAUGCAGCUGCUGGGUGACCUUGGGCUAGUCACACUUCUCUGAAGUCUCUCAGCCUCACUCACCUCACAGAGUGUUUGUUGUGGGGGAGGAAGGGAAAGGAGAUUGUUAGCCGCUUUGAAACUCCUUAGGGUAAAGCGGGAUAUCAAAUCCAAACUCUUCUUCUCUUCUUAACCCAGCGAGUUUGAAGUCAAAUUAUCUCCCCUGAAGAAGUCAGGCCCAUUGGUUGCCCAGCAGCUUGGGCUUUCAGGGACGCAGCUCAGGGAGAAAGUGCCUUUGGGGUGAACUGGGAGGGAGGCCGUAAUCCUGCUAGUAUUGUUCAGGAAGAGGAAGGGAGCAUCCGAGAUACUUCUGUGUUUUGGCAAGAGCAGUGAAGGGGCUGGGCUGCUGCUCUCCUGACCUAGGUCAGGCCCUGAUAUCCCAAGGCCUUGCUGAAGACGGGAGGGAGGCAUGAAAGUGGGGGUGGGGUGAGCUGGACUGUGCCAAAUGAAUGCUUUAGAGGCGGAAUGGGUGUGUGUCGGUUGUAAGGGCAGGAAAGCGCCUGCUAUGGAGCAGCCACAGCCAGAAGUGCCAGCAUGCCCAGCAACAUUGGCAGGUGCCUCAGGCAAGAAAAUGCCAUUGGAAAAGGAAGGCACCUGCUCGCCUUGGCAGUGCCCCUUUGGCUAGGUCAUGGGGUAGAUCUCUCUCCCAGCAGCCCAGACUGCUUCGAGGGCACUCUCCGGAGGAAGGCCUUUCUGAAUCUCCUGGCGUUCCACAGAUGGUUCCUUCAUAAAGCCUGUUUUCCUCUGCAUUUUUCCUUCUCUCCUUUUGCAAAAGCAGUGGUGGAUGUUAUGGAAUUUCUUUCUCUGUAAGUGCACUUAAACCCCGGGCAGUGGUGUUAGAGCUUCUUGGCUUUUGCUAAAUAAAUCAUCUUUAUUUCUAAAGCUGAACUGUCGUUUCUGCUUCCUUUGCUUUCCUCGUAUCUUUUCGCACUUCCCUCCUUUCUUCUCCAUCACCUCUCCAGUGUUAUACAAAAAGAUGGCUGGUUUGUUCAGGGUUUCCUUACGAGGAGUAGCACAGCAACCUUCAGCUGGAGAACAGCGACCCAAAUUUAACAGCCCGAGUUUGGAAAAGAGAAAAGGUCAUGUGAAAAUCUGUGGCUAACACUGGCAGGUCCCAAGGCAGGUUGUGUACAACCAAAGGCUGAAGAGACCAAAUCCUGUAUCUUCCCCCCCCCCCAAAAAAAGAGCAGCGGUUUGCAGAGAACAGCUGUGCCAGGCAGGCAUUGCACCGGUGCUGCCAGACGGUCAGACCUAAUGGGGCAGAAGGUUAGGGUGGAAAGAAUUGCCCCGGUGGCAUCUUAGCAGUCUAAACCUACUGGCACUUCCAAGUCUCUUGCUGCUUCGUCAGCCAAGGAAAAAGAGCCAUAAACCUUUCGACUAGUGAGUCAGGGCUUUCCGCCCCACACUUUCUAGGAGCAGGUCUGUGCUUUCCAGGUCCAAGUCUGAGCACUCCCCCUCCCCAACACCACCGCAAAAACCCACUUUUUAGUGCUGAAUUGGAACAAACAGAAAAUUGAGGUUUCCCUGGAUUGCUGUUUGCUCCAAUUUAGCAGUAAAGAGCAGAUUUUUGCAAGGCAAGUGCUGAGGCUAAAAAGUGGGUGAGGGCUCUCGGACACAGUGCAGGCCUGUACCUAGAAAUGCGGCAUAAAAGGAAGUCUAGAUGAGCCCUCGGGCAGCUGUGCCUUGAGGCGUGCAGUAAUGUCCGGAAUUAUGGUGCUUGGGCUGUUCCCAACAUCCUCACCAAAUGCGGCUGGGGAGCUGUACUGAUUGUUCUUCUUUUAUUAGCAAAAUGCACACCCGCCUCUACGACUAUACACUCCUAGGUGGGGGAACCCUGUGAAAAGGCCAGACUUGUAAGUAGCCGGAAUGCUGUGCCUUGGAGACGCUGACUGACCAGUGAAAAUUCAGCACAAUGAUCCAAGAGUUUUAGUAAAAGCUGCUGUCGAAGGACGUCACUUGACCCAUUUGCCUUCCCGCAGUAGGUAUUAGGCGCUUUGCAUGUGUCCGAGGAGUAGCUGCGGGAGAGCGGUUGCGACUGGCACUCCUCCAGAGGCUCUGAGGAAUAGCAAAGGGAGAGAGACACUGGGAGGAAAAAGCAGGAACCAAAGCAGCCUUUUAAAUGAUGGCACGAGGGGGUCAGGCCACCCUACUUAGCCCAGCUGCCGGAACAACAUGGUCUUCGCCAGCUGACAGAAGGACAACAAGGGGGGCUCCUCUAGACAGGGAGUUCCGAAGUUGACACCACCGAGAAGGCCCUUCUCUCCCGCAGCCCCAGCAAGCAGGCCUGCAAAGGUCUAGGGGCAGAAAGAACGGCCUUCCCCAAAGAUCUCAGAGCUCAGGAAGGUCCAUGUGGAAGAUGCAAGUCCUUCACACAACCUGGGCCCAAGCCAGUCUCUACGCAGACAUUGCUCCUUCACACUGGGAGCAGGGGCGGGGGGGACAGACCUGGCUGGGCCGUGUUCCCCCUCGUGUGGAAGAACUCUGCCCCAUCCCUCGGGAUAGGCACAGAAUCCAUUCCCCCACACCUGCUAAAUGUGAGGGUGGUAAGGUAAAGGUAAAGGGACCCCUGGCCGUUAGGUCCAGUCGCAGAUGACACUGGGGUUGCGGCGCUCAUCUCGCUUUACUGGCCGAGGGAGCCAGUACUGGCUGAGGGGGCAUCUUUGAUACAUUGGCUUAUAAUUAUUAUUUUAAUAAACUUUUCUGGCAGAACUGGAUGGAAUUUCCAGGCCUAGUAUAGUCCCUUCCGAGAAGAUAAGAAGGUAAAGGGACCCCUAACCAUUAGGUCCAGUCGUGACCGACUCUGGGGUUGUGUGCUCAUCUCGCGUUAUUGGCCGAGGGAGCCGGCGUACAGCUUCCAGGUUAUGUAGCCAGCAUGACAAAGCCGCUUCUGGAAAACCAGAGCAGCACACGGAAACGGCAUUUACCUUCCCACUUGGAGUGGUACCUAUUUAUCUACUUGCGCUUUGACGUGCUUUCUAACUGCUAGGUUGGCAGGAGCUGGGACCAAGCAACGGGAGCUCACCCCGUCACAGGGAUUCGAACCGCCGACCUUCUGAUCGGCAAGCCCAAAACCCUCAGUGGUUUAGAUCACAGCACCACCCGCGCCCCUGUGUGAGGGUGGUAGCAAGGUGUUUUCCCCCUGCACUAAAUGGUCCCUGUCCCCCUUUAGUCCUUCUCCAUAGGUAAACUGCUCCUGUCCCCCGAUCAUUGUAAUUGCCCCCUUGCUACACAUUUUUUCCAAAACACCAAAAUCCUUUGCAGAUGCUGCAACCACGACAGGACCAGGACUGAACUGGAAGGGACCCCAUACCUUCCCUCUCUUGGAGAACCCCGGACCAGGCUGGCUGGGGCAGAUGGGAGUUGGGGGCCCAAGAAUGUGGGUGGAAGCACCAGAUUGGCUACCCCUGAUUUAUAGAUCUCCCACCUCCACCCCCCCCAUUUUACCACCUCAGUAUACAGUCAACAGACUCAUUGAGCAUUCCUCUAGGACUUUUUUCCCUAGCCGCUUGCAAAGCUUCCAUUUGAAGCUAGGGGGUGAAGCCCCAAUGUAUGGGUCCUGCCACUGGAUCUCAAUUUUCAUUUUGUUUUCCGUCGUACACAAUGUUUGUAGCAGCUCUGAAAGGACCUCUCUAAUCUGUUUGAAUUUUCACCAUUUUAGUAAAUAAUCCAGUGUCCUCUUCAAACAUGGCCAUCUUGCUGCUCACCCCAUUUCUAGGUCCUUUAAGAAUAAAUCAAAUAGCAUCACUCUCAGGACAGAUCCUUCUUCUAUUGUGGAAACUUACCCAUUUAUAACUGCUGUCUCUGUCUUCUUUCUUAACCAUUUAAGGAUCAUUAAUGGCGGCCCAAUACAGGGAACAUUUCCAAAACGAUACCUUGGAGGUUCCAUCCUAUAGCCAGCAACCCAGAAUUUUCUUCCAAACCCUCCACAGCCACUGACUUCUGGGCGCUGCCUGCCCAGCAUAUGAUUUCUGCACUUUCUGUGCCCCUGCAUUGUUCCUCGCUAAGUGCCCGUCCUCCUUCCUAUUGCCAUUCCUAUUCCUGUUUAGACUAGACACGUUCUAAAUAAAGUGCUCUGUGCACUUUACCCUAAGGGAACCAGCCAGGUGCACAAGAAAUUAUGCAGCUGGCCCAGUUUAUUUUUCUGCUACCUUCCCACUUCUCUUGCCUGAAAUUUCCUUUCUAAAACGUGUUUCAGAAGCCGGAGAUGAGGGCACUUCUCCGAUUGCCAGCCUUAAACACUUGGCGUCUGCUCCGAGCCUCUUCCAGAGCUAUUGAUGGUACGGGGCUGGGGUUGAAGCAUGCAUGUGCCGCAUGUAACUGGCAGGACUGCAGCCUCUACUGCCAUGCAGGGCCAGGCCUACUCUAGUCCCACAAUGAGGGCAGGCAAAGGGCCAGUUGAAGGCCAAAGCCCUUGCUGUGUCUCCAGCUGGAGCGACUGCCUGCCCUUCCAUAGCAGCCAGGCACCCUGAAGGUGCCAGGAAGAGGCUCCUGGCAUGAUUCUAGCCAGCCUUGCCAUCCUCGCUUGUCUUGGUGACCGUGCAAGAGAAACACAGGAGCCUUAGUAAACAGUUACCAUCCGGGCAGCGGUGGGGAUGUUUCAGGGCAGGGAGAGACGAGUUGCAGACAGGCCUCUGCUAGCACCAAAGUUUGAGCAGCAUCAGCUGUGGAAAUAACCGUGAGGGGCAAGCUCCGGGAGGAGGAGGAGGUCUUGAAAGAGCCUUCUCCCUUUUGGGAACAGACACCCCAGGCGAGGAAGGGAGUGGAGCUGUGGCGGAACAGCGAGCUUGCUCUUAAGUCGCAUCAAUAACUUGCUUUAUUAUUUGGCUUUGGGGGAGAGGACGGGCGGCCGGUGGCCGCGGCGCCUCUCGCAGACGGACAUUGCUAUUUGAGCAUUUUGCGGAUGCCCGGCGGGCGGCGACAGGGGCGCCACUUGCGCUCCUUCCCCCACAGGGCUUUGAGUUUGUGGUAAUAGACCCGGCAGCUGAAGCCCUCCUGGGCUCCGCGUUUGAUGUGGGCUUUGAGCGAGCGCAAAGUGGGGAACAUUCGGCAGCAGGCCACGCAUUGGCACCCAUGCUGCUGCGGGGGCCGCCACUCGGAAGCCAAGAGGAUGUCCUGGGAAGUGAUGCAGUCCGUGGUCUUGCUGCUGCUGCUGCCGCUGCUCUCUUGGGGAUAUGUUUCCUCCAGGGAGCCGGAGGAAGAGGAGCCACUGUCCACGUUGUCUCCGGCAGGCCCAGUGUCCGCUGGGACUUCUUGGCUACUGCAUCUCAGUGUCCCUGGGAAACCACAAGCUUCAGUUUGGCUGUCUUGGUCCAUACACACAAAGUAGCUGUACGGGGAAUACCAGGGGCGGUAGAUGGUGCAGCUCUGCUGUGGAGGCUCCCCGCUCUGCAGUUCCGCGAGGAGGCAGUCUGGCAAAAGGAAAGGGGGAGUGAGCAGCCAAGGGGCUCCUUGUGCCUUUCUCAGACCUGGCCAGCACUGUGUGCUGGUUGUCGUGGUAAGCUAAAAGGUUAAAGGCAGCGGCGGAGCAAGCCAAUCAGGUGCCUGGGGCGGCGUGCUUGCCCUGCGCCCAGGGGCGGGGCCAGCCACCCGUGGGGCAGGGCCAGCUGGGGCAGGAUGCUCCGCAAGGCCUCCGAGGAGUCUGCCUGCCUCCUCCCUCCCACUCAGCCGCCCUACAGCGGGACCGUUUGGGGCAGCAUGGAGCCUGUGGGCGCACUGCAGGCCCCGUGGUGAGUGUCGCCUGGCAUUUUGUCACACCCCCCCUCAGUGGUGACACCUGGGUUGGACCGCCCCCUCUUCUUCCGCCCCUGGUGAAAGGACCCCUGGACGGUUAAGUCCAGCAAAAGGCAACUAUGAGGUUGCGGUGCUCAUCUUGCUUUCAGGCCAAGGUAGCUGGGGUUUGUCCGCAGACAGCUUUCCGGGUCGUGUGGCCAGCAGGCCUAAACCACUUCCAGUGCAACAGCACGUUGUGACAGAAGCCAGAGUGCACAGAAACGCCGUUUACUUUCCCACCACAGCAAUACCUAUUUAUCUACUUGUACUGGUGUGCUUUCAAACUGCUAGUUGGGCAGGAGCUGGGACAGAGCAAUGGGAGCUCACCCUGUUGUGCGGAUUCAAACCGCCCACCUUCCGUUCGGCAAGCCCAAGAGGCUUGGUGGUUUAGACCACAGCGCCACCCACGUCCCAAGCAUUCCUAUACUACCCCAGGGUACGUUACUCCUCAUCCUUCUACCCCUACAGUAUUUCACAUUUCAUUCAGAAAACAUUUGCUUCUAUUCACACUGUUCUGGGGGUACCUUUUCCCAGCACUCCCCCCUCCCCCUCCAGCUCACCUGGCAAGCUGCUUUUGUGCACGGGGCAUGUUAAGUCAGGUACACUCUUCAGGGCAAAGCUGGGGAGACGUGGCCCAGAGAUUGUCAAGAGGGAAAAAUUUUCCAUGUCCCCUCAGACACUCCUUAACUAAAAGGACCCAUUCAUGGUGCAAAGCUUUCUCCGGGCAAAGGACCAGGUAGCCAGCUGGCCUUGUGACAUCAUCUCCUGACCUAACAAACAGCGGCUUCUGGCACCUUGGCUUGACUUUGUAGAGGCUGUUGGCUGGCAAGCGCAAGUUGUGGGGGGAGCCUUUCUAUGUGGGUCUGGUGCUGAAUCCUCCUCGAGGGGAGAGAUGCGUAGGACACACAGAUGCAAACAUCGUCCUAAUUUAUCGCCUCUCAUGAGAAAGGCCGCAGUUGGUGGAUUAAAAUGAGACACAGGCUCUGAGCUCAGGCUCAGGAAACACAAGCAGAAGAGGAUAAGGCAGGAUGAUUUGCCAGGAAAAUCUCAGCUAAAGAGAUGCCUUGCAAUAAUUUUUUUAAUGAAGUUAUUGAAGUGGCUUAAUUGCGGAUGAGAAGAGUAUUACAAAAACAAUACGGUAUAACCAGGGAGAAGGGGGAGGAGGCAAAAACUGAGGUGAAAAUAUUUGGCUUGACAAGUAGAUUUAAGUCAGAAUGUGGGAGAAGAGAGGAAAAAAUGGAGAAGAGACAUUUAAAAGAUAAUGAGAGCUUGAAGCGAAUCUGAAAGGAAAAUGGGGAGUCGAAGGAAAGAGGGGAAAUGUGGUCACAAUGACAUGCGCUCUCAAGGAGAUCGUUGGCCAAAUUUUGAAUAGGAGUAAGCAAAAGAGGGAAAUGGCCAAGACGAGGUGUGAAAAAGUUCAAGAGAGGUUGAGAAUACUCAUGAAGAGGGGAAAGAAACGAUGGAAGAAGGGUAAUGGGAAAUAUAACAUCCGGAGAAAUUGAAACCAACAUGCAGAAAUGGAAUGAGAGGUAAAAUAAGCGCCAAAAAGCAACCAGCCAAGUGAGCUGAAAAGGGAAGGGGAAAUGAACCAGGCGGAAAGAGAAAAAGGGCGAGUAAACGAAUCGCUAGCGAAGUGUCGAAAUGGAGUAAAUUGUCGUUGGCAUCCAUUUGUCUUGAGAGACAAUGGAGUGCGCCUCGGGGGGGGGGGGUGAAGUGGCCUCUCCAGGGCGCAAGCCUGGGCAGAGGUAUGUGAAGAGGUAUGGGCUGCCCAGAGGACAAGACCCACCUCUCGGCCUCACCAAUGGGGUCCAAAGGAAAGCAGAUAUUUAUUAGCCUGCUUCCUAAGGAAGCAGGAAAGCCUAUGUACCAGAAGUGUCCUAGGACAUAAAACUGAGAAAGUUUGAGUUUUUUAAUUGGCUGAACAGAGUCUCUGCCCUUUGGGGAACUUGAUUUAUUAAAUGUACACCUUUCCUUGUGUCCCUGGUGAGGAAAGCCAAUCCUGGCUUUCUUCCUUUGGCAAUUGAGUCAGCGAUGGCCAUUUCUAGACUGGGAGAGCCUCGCCAUGGACAUCCACGCAGUGAUAAUCUCCAUGUUGAAUCGCUGCAGUCUGCUCUACCUGGGGCCCAGAAGCUGCAGUUGCUGCAAAAUUCAAUGAUGUGGCUGCUCACUGGGGCAGAAUAUUAUGACGACGUUAUAUGUCUUGCUGAAAAAAUUGCAGCGGCUUUCAAUUAGCUUCCGGCUAGGUUCGGAGGGCUGGUGUUAGUGUUACAGGCUCUGUGUGGCUUGAGACCAGUAUAGCUUAAAGUUGUCUCACCCCUGAUACCCAUGUUCCUCAAGAAAAGGCCUCCUGCAGAUACCAAUUUACUAGGAGCUCCAUGCCGAAGUAGAAAUGGGCUUCUAUCUUAUGCCACAUUUCAGGCAACCACCAUCUCGGUUAUCAUUUCGGUGUCUGUUGAAGAACUCGCUUUCCCUUUCUUACAUAUUAUUUUUGUUCGUUUUCAAUUACAAUCCAAUAAUAGCCUCAUUAUAACAAUGCCAAAUUGUAAUACAAUUACUAAUACCAAUCAUUCAGAUACCAAAUUAUAUCAUUUAGGUCUUUUUCUUCUUUGGCAAUCACUCGUAGCCGAGUAAGAUUGUCUUCCAUAAACAUGAUUUUAACAAUGGGUCCGUAAGUGACUGUGGAGGCCAAUUCUGGAUCCACACGUCCUUCCACAGUGGGGACAUUGGUUUCCAGGCGGGAGUUGAUCACAGUGUGGAUUUGCCAAGCGUGCCUUCCUCUUAGCACAUUUCUUCCUUUCAUCCUGAGUUCGAGUUUCUUCAAAGCCCAUGACACCUUUGGUAAAGGCUGUUCUCCAACUGGAGCGCUUGCAGGCCAGUGUUUCCCAUUUAUCAGUGUUUAUACUACAUUUUUUAAGAUUUGCCUUGAGAGAGUCUUUGAACCUCUUUUGUUGACCACCAGCAUUACACUUUCCAUUUUUAAGUUCGGUAUAGAGUAGUUGCUUUGGAAGAUGAUAAUCAGGCAUCCGAACAACAUGAUCAGUCCAACGAAGUUGAUGUUGAAGAAUCAUUGCUUCAACACUGGUGAUCUUUGCUUCUUCCAGUA